Messenger RNA from Morus notabilis, 1843 nucleotides. RefSeq names its product phosphatidylinositol/phosphatidylcholine transfer protein SFH11. The record is from RefSeq and is a predicted model, not a curated record. The transcript is spliced from 12 exons. The coding region runs from base 364 to 1674 and encodes 436 amino acids. Lineage: Eukaryota; Viridiplantae; Streptophyta; Magnoliopsida; Rosales; Moraceae.
UACAUGUGUUGUUUGACCAAAAAGAAACGUGUAAACUUGGGUUAUGUCCUUAUUUUGGAUUCCUUGGCGCUCAAACGGUCGAAAAUGCAAGCAAAGCAUCGCUUUGAUUCCUCAUCCCUCCCAACAAUAUUGCUUUAUACCUUUUUGCUUGUUUCCAUUAAUUGUUUCUAUCUUGAUCUCCCAUUGUUUUCACAUUUGGUUCCUCUCCCAUUAUUUCCACCCCUUUGCCUUGCAUCAUAACAUGUUUUCUCAUUGACCUCAUUUGUUUUUUGUUUUUUAUUUUUAUUUUUUUCCCCUUCACAUUGAAAGAAAGUGCAUAAAUAUAUUCCUCAGGCACACAAAUUUUGUUGCUCACACUCACACAUGCAUCACUCAAAGGACGCCGAUUCUAGAAUAGUGAUAUCAAGAGGUGGUGACGGCGAAGAAGAAGAAUCCUUUUCAAGUAGUACUUGGCAGAAACCUCAAAAGACCACAAAGAGAACCAAGACAAUUCAUCCACCUAUUGAAUGCCAUUGGCAACUGCCCCCUAUAAAGGAACCAAAACGCUCUUCUUCCGGGGCCUUCAAAUCGGUGUUGUCGUACCCUCUCAAGUUGGGCGAGUCGUUGAAGAAAAUAGGGAGGACUAAGAGCAUGCAAGUAGUGCUAGAGGGAACUCAUGAUCCCAAGGAUGAAUCCGUCGUUCAAUCUUUCCGCGAAAUGCUUCUCCUCGAGGUCCAAGUUCCGCCCAAGCACAAUGAUUAUCAUACCCUUUUGCGGUUUCUCCGAAUGAGGGACUUUGAUAUUGCUAAAGCAAAAGAGAUGUUCUUGAAUUACCUCAAGUGGAGGGAAGACUAUGGGGUUGAUAAAAUUCCAAAGGAAUUUAUGUUUGAGGAGCACGAAAGGGUGAAGAGAUGCUAUCCUCAUGGUUAUCAUGGAGUGGAUCGAUAUGGCAGACCGCUGUACAUCGAAAGGAUCGGGUUGCUAGAUCUUAAUGAACUCCUGAAAGUAACAACGGUUGACAGAUUUGUCAAGCACCACGUUUCAGAACAAGAAAAAACCUUAAACUUGAGAUACCCGGCAUGUUCGAUUGCGGCCAAGAAGCAUGUAGCUUCCACAACAAGUAUUCUUGAUGUGCAGGGAGUGGGAUUGGCUAAUUUCUCAAGGCCUGCAAGAUCUAUCUUUAUGGAAAUUCAGAAGAUUGACAGCAAUUACUACCCAGAGACUUUGCAUCGGCUGUUUAUUGUGAAUGCGGGUUCUGGGUUUAGAAUGCUGUGGAAAGCAAUAAAGGCUUUUAUGGACGCGCGUACUUUAGCCAAGAUUCACGUGUCGGGAUACAACUACAUUAAUGACCUGCUUGAAGUUAUCGAUAUCAGUAAUUUGCCAACCUUUCUGGGUGGAAAUUGCACAUGUUCUGACCAUGGUGGAUGCUUGUUAAGCGACAAAGGACCCUGGAACAAUCCUGAAAUUGCAGAAAUUGUUCAGGCAAUCUCGACAAAUGAUGAGGACAACAACGGCGACGAAGAUGGCAAAAUGGCUUCAGAAGCUGCCAUUGUGCGCAAUAUGAAAAUCCAGGCGUUGGAAGCAGCACUAUCAGACGCCAAAACAAAAAUCGAGGCAUUGGAGGCUAUACUUGAAGAAACCAAAAGCGCCUUGGAAGGACUUGCGUUGCAUAUUCAACAGCUGAGGACCUUUUAGGGAGUUAUUAAAUGCCAUCUUGUUGUUAUUUCCACCUUUUUCUUUUUCUUUCAAUAAGUCACUAUAAAUAUUGUCCAUAUGCCUGUAUUGAUGUUACAUAUCAAAAUGAAAGCUAAAGAAAAUUAUACGAGUAGUAAGAUUCUUUUUGGCCUCAUUGGGUAAUGGAAAA